This is a messenger RNA of Sungouiella intermedia, 1641 nucleotides long. The record is from the annotation of a GenBank genome assembly. Lineage: Eukaryota; Fungi; Ascomycota; Pichiomycetes; Serinales; Metschnikowiaceae.
AUGCAAGACAAUCCCUCCCCCACCAAGUAUUCCCUUUUCAAUAUCUGGGGAGUGACUCUCGCCCUCAAGGCAUUGCUCACCAUUGGUUACCACUCCACGGACUUUGAUGUUCAUAGAAACUGGCUAGCCAUCACCCACAACUUGCCAGUAGCUAAAUGGUAUCUUGAGAAUACUUCGCAAUGGACACUCGACUAUCCGCCAUUCUUCGCCUAUUUCGAAUGGGCUUUGUCACAUUUGGUUCCUUCUUUCGUUGUCAAUGAUGGCUGCUUGUCAAUUGUUGAGAAAGGUAUCUAUGGCUUGCCUACCAUCUACUUUCAACGACUCUCGGUCAUUGUCAGCGAAGUAGUGUUGUUUGCCUCGUUGCAGUGGUACUUGGCCACCAGUAAGUCGCAUCUGGAGACUCGCCGGGCUUUCGUGGUGGCUCUGAGUCUUGUUCUUUCGCCUGGUCUACUCAUUAUCGAUCAUAUCCAUUUCCAGUACAACGGCAUGAUGUACGGACUACUAGUGCUCAUGAUUAACUCUGCAAGGCUUGAAAAGUACUUGUGGUGUGGCUUCUGGUUCAGCACCUUGCUAUGCUUCAAGCACAUCUACCUCUACUUGGCACCAGCAGUAUUUGUCUUCUUGCUCCGUGUUUACUGUCUCAACUUGCAAUAUGACACAAAAAAGAGCUUUCUCGACAACGCUGUGCGUAUGGUGCAGUGGAAAAAUUCACUUAAGUUAGGUUUGGUGGUUAUUGGUGUGUUUGCGCUGGCUUUUGGCCCCUUCAUCUACUACAACGUGAUUCCAAACGUUGUGGAGAGACUCUUUCCCUUUAGUAGAGGCUUGACCCAUGCUUACUGGGCCCCUAACAUUUGGGCCAUCUACUCCUUCUUCGACAGACUUCUUAUCCAAGUUUACCACCGCAUUCCAUUGUCAAGAAUCCCACUUCAACGGAUCUUCCAGUUCGAUGUCAAAAUGCUCAACGACCCUAAAAUGCUCAAAUCGACAACCAGAGGCAUUGUCGGGGAUAUCGAGUUCUUGGUAUUGCCUAGAAUCCCUCCAAAGUUGACAUUUCUCCUUACGCUCUUCUAUCAGGUCAUGGCCCUUAUACCUCUUUUCAUGCAGCCCACCUAUGAGAGAUUCAUUGGUGCCUUGUCUCUCUGUGGUUACGCAUCAUUCUUAUUUGGCUGGCAUGUCCAUGAGAAGGCCGUGUUGAUCAUCAUUUUUCCUCUCUCGUUCCUUGUUGCCAGAGACAAGAGGCUUUUGGCACCUUUUAAUCUUUUAGCAUCGUGUGGCUACGUGUCGUUGUUCCCGCUCAUUUUCACUUGCGAGGAGUGGCUCAUUAAGGUCACAUACGUGUUACUCUGGUACGUGAUUUACUACUUUAUGUUCCGAAACAUUGUCCAGGUUCCCACCAAACUCGUACGUCCUGGAGCUUACGUUUUAGAGCGGGUUACGAAUCUCUACAUCCUCGGAUUGGUUCCAAUGGUGCUUGUAGUAAGUUUGAUGGAGUUGUUGGAACAUAAAUUUGAGUUGAUGAAAAAGUUGGAAUUCAUGCGUCUUAUGAUUGUGAGUGUCUACUGUGCUGUGGGCGUGGUGAGUCUGUGGAACGGUUUCAAUUGGUUGUAUUUCGUCGAUGAGAGUAUCUGGGAAGGCAACUAG